GAUGGGGCUGCGAGCGGGCGGAGCGUCGGGCAGGGCUGCGGGGGACCGGGGGGCGCCCGAGGGGCCCGCGCCGGGCGGCAGCAUCCACUCGGGCUGCAUCGCCGCGGUGCACAACGUGCCUCUGAGCGUGCUCAUCCGGCCGCUGCCGUCCGUGCUGGACCCGGCCAAGGUGCAGAGCCUGGUGGACACGAUCCGGGAGGACCCGGACAGCGUGCCCCCCAUCGACGUCCUCUGGAUCAAAGGGGCCCGGGGGGGCGACUACUUCUACUCCUUCGGGGGCUGCCACCGCUAUGCGGCCUACCAGCAGCUGCAGCGGGAGACCAUCCCAGCCAAGCUUGUCCAGUCGACUCUCUCAGACCUGCGGGUGUACCUGGGCGCUUCCACGCCGGACUUGCAAUAGCAGCCUCCUCGGCACCUGCCACCGCUCCCAAGAGCCCAGAAGACGCGGUGGCCUCCGGUGGGCCGGGCCACACAGCGGGCGCAGGAGGGGUGCGUUCUCUCCAAGCCUCCGGGAGGCUCUGACUCUCAGCACCUGUUUGCCAGCUCUUGGACUCACAGCCGAACAGUGUGGGAGCCUCAGUUCCCUCUGUGGUCAUGGGGUCAUGGCCUCGACCUUGAGGGAUUAUUGAGAGGAUGACACGAGAAAGGAGAUGGGUUUGGAGAGCCACAUGCUGCUGGCUCCAGAUUCCCAAAGACAAGGAUCCUGCUGCAUUUUUGUCUUCAUAUAUCCUAUUUUUAUGGAAUACACUCAGCUGCAAGUAAAGGACAAACUAGCUUACAGUGGCUAGACAAAGAGAAGUUGUGUUUCCGCACAGCAUGAAUUCUGGAGACAGGUGGCUGAUGGUGUUGAUUUAACAACUCAGUAAAGGAGGGCUCACAUUUCUAUUAUCCUUUUGGCCUUUCCCUCAUGGCUUGUUACCUCAUGGUCACAGGAUGGCUGCUGUACCUCCAGGAAUCAUGUCUGUCUUCAAGGAAGAAAGGAGUGGGGGAUGAGGAAGGCCAAGCCAGCUGGACUUGUCGACCUCUCUCAUAAAGUCAAACCUUUCUCAGAGGCCUGCUUCCUGCUGUCUCUCCCUGCAUAUUUCCUUGGCCCAAACCAGCUACCGUUGCCACCUCUAGCUGCAAGGAAAGCUAAGACAGCAGGAACAGAAUUGUCAUAGUUGAGUAGACCAGUCACAUCCCAUCUCCUGGGACUGGCACGCAGCCUUCUGAAAUAAAAUUGGGAUGCCACUGCCAAGAGGGAAAUGAGGGAUCAUGCAUUAGUUAGUCAGGCUUUGCUGUGUAACAAACCAGCCCAAAACUUAGCAGCGAAAAACAAGUCAUUUACUUGCCCACGGUUCUGUGGGUUGGCCGUUUGGGCUGGGCUCAUCUGGAUGGUUCUGCUGACCUCGCCUGGGGUCAUUGUGGGGCUGCGUGCUGUCAGCUUCACUUCACUGGGGCUGGGUGGCCUCCAAUAGCCUUACUCCCUGGUCUGGCCGUUGGCGGGCUGUUGGCUGGGUGACACGCUCUCCUUCAUGUGGCCCGUCCAGCGAGUCAGCUCGGGCUUAUUCACAUGAUGGCCUCAGGGUUCCGAGAGUGAGGGGAGGAGCUGCAAGGCCCUGGCGUUUGAGCCCAGAAGUGGCACAGCAUCCCUUCUGCGCAAUUCUUGUCAUCAGGGCAAAUCGUAGGGCCGGCCCCAAUUCAAGGGGCGGGGAAACAGGCUACACCUCUUAACGGGAGAAACUGCAACGAAUUUGCAGCAGUUUUCGUCUAUCACACAUGAUUCUGCACAGGCAAAUAACAGUAUUUCCCCCUCCGUUUCUCUCUCCUUUACACAGGGCUGUGCUCCACCCAGGCUGAGGUCUCUCAGCCAUUGUCCUGGCCCCCCAGUCUAGGAGAGUUAGUGAUGGGCGUGCGGUGGCUCUCUCCACUCAAGCAGGAGCAUCUCUCAUUGUCUGCACUGGUGGGAGGGGUGGGCCCGGUGGGACACUCCGAAGGGGCUUCUGAAUUCCUAGAGUCCGGGGGGAAGGGAGAGGCAGAGCGAGGGUGCAGAGUGAGGUGGGCCCUGCCAGGGGAGCUCGGUCACUUGUGUUUUCGAGUCUCAGUGUCCCAGCUCAGUAUGGAAGACGACAGCUUUCCCACCCAUUCUGUGUCCAGGGAGAGACAACUGAGGCGACCAAUAGAAUUUGAAAGGAGCAUAGUCCCAAAUGCAAUGUGAUAUCCUGGAUUGGGUCUUGGAACAAAAAAAGGAGCAUUGGUGGAAAAGCUGGAAAUCUGAAUAAAGUCUGGAUUUCAGUUAAUGAUCAUAGAGUAGUGCUGAGGUUGGGGUAGGCUGGCUGCGGAGUAUAUGGGAACUCCCUGUGUUAUCUUUGCAGUUUUUCUGUAAAUCGAAAAUCAUUCCCAAAUAAAAGUUUAUUUGAUAGAA
Equus caballus (horse) is the source of this 2404-nucleotide messenger RNA. RefSeq names its product sulfiredoxin 1 (gene SRXN1). NCBI's taxonomy places the organism in Eukaryota, Metazoa, Chordata, Mammalia, Perissodactyla, Equidae. Gene Ontology annotation, molecular function: sulfiredoxin activity. The record is from RefSeq and is a predicted model, not a curated record. Gene Ontology annotation, biological process: cellular response to oxidative stress. Gene Ontology annotation, cellular component: cytoplasm.